This is a messenger RNA of Sesamum indicum (sesame), 1154 nucleotides long. RefSeq lists its product as uncharacterized. NCBI's taxonomy places the organism in Eukaryota, Viridiplantae, Streptophyta, Magnoliopsida, Lamiales, Pedaliaceae. The record is from RefSeq and is a predicted model, not a curated record. Gene Ontology annotation, molecular function: RNA binding. Gene Ontology annotation, biological process: U4 snRNA 3'-end processing; exonucleolytic trimming to generate mature 3'-end of 5.8S rRNA from tricistronic rRNA transcript (SSU-rRNA, 5.8S rRNA, LSU-rRNA); nuclear polyadenylation-dependent rRNA catabolic process. Gene Ontology annotation, cellular component: cytoplasmic exosome (RNase complex); nuclear exosome (RNase complex).
CAAAGUCGGGGCAACGAACUGAAAUACCGAAAUAGUCCCCCCAUUUGCUCUCCCGCGUUGUCGCUGUGGUUCUGCCUUCUCUCGUCGGCGCCUCUUCCCUCGAGCUACGGAGCAUAGAGCUAUACAUACGAAUUGUUGUAUCUAUUCCUUCUGGAAGUGAAAUGGAAUCAAAACCGUCUGUUUCUCCUUCAAGCUUCGUCGAUCAACAAGUGUUUCCAGGGGAUGUGGUGCUGGACCUAUCCAAAAUGACUAAUCAAACCAUCAAGCUCGGCGGCGGCCUCCGUCAGGAUGGCGAUGUUAUAUCUGUUAUGAAAGCAGGAAAGCUAAGGUUCUCAAAACCAAACAAGUACUGGGUUGAAAGCUCCCAUAAGCGGUAUGUACCUAGCGCUGGGGAUAAUGUGCUUGGAAUAGUAGUCGAUGCAAAAGCAGAUAAUUUUCUCGUGGAUAUAAAAGGUCCCAUGUUGGCAUUCCUCCCAGUGCUUGCUUUUGAAGGUGGAACCAGGAGAAACAUUCCUAAGUUUGAGAUUGGCACUUUGCUGUAUGUCCGUGUUGUCAAGGCGAACACUGGCAUGAACCCUGAGUUAUCAUGCAUGGAUGCCUCUGGAAAAGCAGCAGAGUAUGGUCCCCUUAAAGAUGGAUUUAUGUUUGAGUCCUCAACUGGAUUAUCACGAACGUUGCUGAGCACUCCAACAUGUCCAGUCCUUGAGACCCUCGGCAAAAAGCUUGCUUUUGAGAUUGCAGUUGGGCUGAAUGGUCGCGUUUGGGUGAACGCUACCUCUCCUUCAGUUAUCGUUCUUGUUGCAAAUACAAUCAUGCAAACGGAGUCAUUAAGUCCAGCACAGCAAAAAAUUAAGGUGGAAAACCUGCUACAGAGAUUGCAAUGAACAACACUGAAGUCAAAUAUGAGUGGACAUUGCUGAUUGAUCAGCAUUCCAGAGACGCAGGCUGCAUCACGGAUAUGAUUGAAAGUGAGCACGGCAGGAAUACUUAUCGCCACUGUGUCAUGAAGUCUGACUUCAACUAUAAUUUUUCACCAAUUCUUGUUCCUGUGAGAAUUUGAUUCAAUUCAAAAUUGAAAAUUGCAGAUCAUUUUGUGCUUAUGUAUACAUCUUCUUAGUAUUUAAUAUCUGAGUUUUUACCUUCUCUUUUCUGAA